AUGCUGCUUGCGAAUCGCUUUGGCAGGGUCACGAUCAUCGCGGGGGUGACCCUUCUGAUAUCGUUUCUCUUGGUGAUUCUUGCACAGAGCGCCGAUAUUCGGUCACAUCUUCCUAGUUCCACUGCCUCAAUAUGGCCAGCGUCGGAUUGUGCUGCGGCGGUAGAGCGCAGGAAGAAUAUUUCCUACGAUCUCACAACACCACCUUCGGUUGGAUGCGAAGACAUUGUCAAUGAUCUCCAACAAAGACUUAUUCAGGCGUAUACGAAGAGCCUCAAGGGUGUUCGAUAUGCGAACAUUUGGGGUUACCUGGAAACAGAGAACAAGGGCGAUGCCGCCAUUUGGUCUGCGCAACAGAUUCUCAUGAGCAUGCUCGGCAUUGAGAUGAUGGAGGCCUGCAGAUUCGUGGAUAGAGACUGCGACAUCAAGCGCUUUCGCAAGGUUCUCGAGGACCAUCGCCCCAACUCAGCCAUCAUCAUGGCAGGCGGUGGCAACUUCAACGACUACUACUGGGAAGACCAACCUUCACGUAUGAAGAUGAUUGAGACCUUCACCAAUGUCUCUAUUCGCGCUUUUCCUCAAAGCGUAUACAUGACGAACCCCGAGCGCAUCAAGGCGACCGAAGAGGCCUUUGGCAAACACAAAGAUCUGCAGCUUGCUGCGCGCGAUAAGCCCAGCUACGACUGGCUUGACAAGACCUUUUCCCAAAAGGAAGGUAUUGAGAGUCAUCUUGUGCCAGACAUUGCAUUCAUGUGGGGAAAUCGAUCUGAUUUCAGAGUCAAUACACCAAAGACUCAUGAUAUUCUCAUUCUUGCUCGGAAGGACGCGGAAAUCUCCGAUGGCGACUCUUCCGACAUUGAAUUUGGCGAGGGCGAACUGGACCUGGGCGGCAGUGUAGGCAAAGUUACCUACCAGAAGGUUGACUGGAAAUUCACCCACACGCCGGAUAUCGACCCGCCAAAGACUCGUGAUGAAGCAGCAGGCUCAACUGCGCCCAAGCGAGAAAACGGCAAAAACCAGCGAGCCUGGGCCAAGUCCAUUGCCGGCUUUGAGCUUCUGGGCUCAGCGCGCUUCGUCAUUACCGAUCGCCUCCACGGCCAUAUCUUGUCUACACUUAUCGGCGUCCCCCACGUUCUCAUGGACAGCAAACUGGGCAAGAACCUCAACUUCCACAACACUUGGACUCGCGACUGCGAUUGUACCAGGGUUGCAUUCAGCAUUAACCAGGCGCUCGACGUGGCUCGCCUUUAUUUUGAAAAGGAGGGAAAAGCCUAG
Molecule: messenger RNA, 1272 nt
Organism: Trichoderma gamsii
Lineage: Eukaryota; Fungi; Ascomycota; Sordariomycetes; Hypocreales; Hypocreaceae
Exons: 3
Coding region: 1-1272 (423 amino acids)
Source: RefSeq, a predicted model, not a curated record